This is a messenger RNA of Nematolebias whitei (Rio pearlfish), 2311 nucleotides long. RefSeq names its product signal sequence receptor, alpha (gene ssr1). NCBI's taxonomy places the organism in Eukaryota, Metazoa, Chordata, Actinopteri, Cyprinodontiformes, Rivulidae. The transcript has 10 exons. Bases 117 to 1001 code for a protein of 294 amino acids. Gene Ontology annotation, cellular component: endoplasmic reticulum membrane; endoplasmic reticulum. The record is from RefSeq and is a predicted model, not a curated record.
CCAUAUCAGAGCAGUAGAAGAAGAAGUUAUACCGGAAGUGGUACCGAGGUGCUAAUAGGUAGGCAGGCUGUCUAUCGGACAUUGAAUGUGAAAGCACUGGUUUCGACUUGAAAAAGAUGAAAUUUCUGCCUAAACUGCUGCUGCUCGUCCUCUUAUCUUUCCCGGCGACUAUCUUUCUAAAAGGAUCGGCAGUGAGUGCCCAGGACCUGACUGAGGAUGAGGAGGCUGUGGAUGAAGAUGUCGUGGACGACGUGACGGCUGAAGACGAGGACGAUGGCGUUGAGGUGGAAGACGAUGAGAACACAGAGCUGACAGAGGAGAAGGAUGAAGAGGAGGAGGCGCUGGUCGGGGAGAUGAAGGCUUCACCCAACGCCGACACCACCAUCCUGUUCGUUAAAGGAGAAGACUUUCCCGCCAAUGACAUCGUCAAGUUCCUGCUGGGCUUCACCAACAAGGGUGACGAGAACUUUGUGGUGGACUCUCUGGAUGCCUCGUUCCGGUACCCCCAGGAUUAUCAGUUCUACAUCCAAAACUUCACGGCUCUGCAGCUCAGCACCGUGGUUCCUCCCGGCAGGCAGGCCACCUUUGAGUACUCCUUCAUCCCCGCUGAGCCCAUGGGGGGGCGGCCGUUUGGACUCGUCAUCAACCUGAACUACAAGGACAACAGCGGGAACAUUUUCCAGGACGCCGUGUUCAACCAGACCGUCACCAUCACGGAGAAGGAGGACGGGCUGGACGGUGAAACCAUCUUCAUGUACGUCUUCCUGUCGGGCCUCGGUUUGCUCGUCAUCGUUGGCCUUCAUCAGCUGCUGGAGUCCAGAAAGAGGCGGCGUCCGGCUCAGAAGGUGGAGACGGGAACCUCGAGCCACAACGACGUGGACAUGAGCUGGAUCCCUCAGGAGACGCUCAACCAGAUCAUGCAGAGUCGCAGAGACAAAGCUUCUCCCAGAAGAUCUCCUCGUAAAAGGAACCAGAAACGUUCGGCCGGCUCAGACGAGUGACGGACGCCGCGGCGCCGACCGGCCCGUCAUCACGAGGAGGAGGAGGAGCUCUGAAGUGAGCGCGCUCCGUCUGCGGAGGAACUUCACCCGGUGCCAAGCCCAGCGACGGCUGGUUCUGCUGCAACUUUAAGAACUGCUGAACACGAAACUCCUUUAGUUUGAUUUUGCGACGAGACAAACGGUUUAAUCUGAAACUUCUCGGUUUUUCUUUAAAGAUUAUUUUUUUGUUUGUUUUUAAGGUUCAAGACCUGCUGAUCUUUGUGUCGGACGGUACUGAUUGUGUUUCUGUUGGUUCUGGUGUCGGGCUCCAACACUUUCAUGGAUUUACAGGAAAUUAAAGUUUAUUUUAUAUUUGAAUCUGGUGUCUUUAAACGCGUUUCUGACAGGAAACCUUUGUUUGCAGCCUGAGGUCAGAUUAAACUCCGGAGUUAAACGCAGAUUAAGUCUUUGCUUGUAACUAUUCUGGUUCUCCUGGUCGCUCACUGCCGUCCUGGUAAACUUUGGUUCGAUGGUGGUUCGGAGGCACUCCGGAGAAAAGUUUUUACUUUUUUUAGUUUUUAGAACAAAGUAGGAAUUUAAAGCUCUACAAGAGCCUAAAGUUUUCAGAACGAACGAACUGAACACUGAUCCUGAACACUUUUAUUGUGAAGGGUUUAAGGAAGUUGUGCUGCAGGAGUAACGAGCUGCACCUCGGGCUGCCUGAUGCGUUUUGUAAUUUACCCAGAAUCCUCUGCUACAGUGAGAGAAACCCCAGUCGGGUUCUGAGAACUAGAGGGGAUGUACAACUGACAGUUUUACAGACAUUGACCUGGAGGUUGAUGUGAACUUUGUCAUGUAAGAAGCAAAAAAAAAAAAAACUUUAAUUUUAGACGUUUGAUUGUUUUUACUUUAAUCUGAAAACUUCUGAGUCGCCUCUUUGUGAAACAGGAGUCCAGUUUUCAGUCGGACCGCAGGAAUUAACCAGAAUAUUUAACGAUAUUUUCCUGACCUCAGCAGCCUCGCUCUGCUUUCAUCAACAUUUCCUGCUGUUAAAUCUUGUUUUAGGUAAAACAAGUUCCGGACUAUGUUAAAACAGGAACAGUUUUCUUAUGCAUUUGUUUUUUAGUGGCACAGAAAGUGGCUGCAGCCCGACGGAGAACCUAAAAAAGUAACGCUUGUUUCCUCCAGCUGAGCACAUCUGGAUCAACAGGGUUUAUUUAAAUCGUCGCUGACGUUUUCUUCACGAGUUUAGACCUGAAAACUGAAACGUUUCCGUUGUUUUUUUGGGUUUUUUUGUAAAUUUAACUUCUGUCUUUUUGUGUUUAAAAUCA